Maylandia zebra (zebra mbuna) is the source of this 1398-nucleotide messenger RNA. RefSeq names its product osteoclast stimulatory transmembrane protein (gene ocstamp). Gene Ontology annotation, cellular component: membrane. Lineage: Eukaryota; Metazoa; Chordata; Actinopteri; Cichliformes; Cichlidae. The record is from RefSeq and is a predicted model, not a curated record.
AUGAAGAUGAUCACAGAAAAUUUUGUUUUGCUUGUCAGAAAGAGAGCAGGAUCUUGCAGACAGGCCUUAACGUCUCUGCUGUCAUACCUCUGGGAAGUUUACUCGGCACCUUCUCCUGCAGGCAGGGACAUCCUCACUCUGCUGUCUCUCUGUUUCACACUUGCCUGUGUUACUGGUGGCUUGCUUCACCACUGGCUGUCAAAGAGUCUGAGAUAUGAUUACGAAGCGUCGGUUCAAACUGUCAGUAUCUACAGCGUGAGCAUGUUUCUGGUCUCCUUCCUGUGUCAUCCCCUGCGCUGUGUGCUAACAAUGAUUCUUCCUACAGUCUGCACCAAACAAGGACGGAAACUCCUCAUCACGGCCUCUGUCAUGAUUUUGGUGCUGAAUGUCAUCCCUAAUAUCACAGUAAAUGUGGGAGCAGUGGCACGCAUCCUGAAAUGCACUGCUGAGGGUUUUGCAAAGACUUUAUUAAACUCAUCUGAACCUUUGAACAAAGCCAAGACAGACCUUGUUGAAGAAGCCAUCAAAGUAAAGUGGGAGGACUUGAGCAUUGUUACCAACUUAAGGACUUUGGAUCAUUACACACAUAUUGAUGUGUCAGAUGUCAAAAGCAUGUUUACUAAGAUAAUUGGGAAGAUAGAGGUCAACUUCUCACAUGCCAGGAACCUCCUCAGAGAAUACAAACUGCUGUCAAACCGGAUUCUUGCUGCCGUCUUUGUUGCACUGCUGAUCGCUGAGUCUGCACGCUACUUGAAAUCUUAUCUGACAUCAGUUCAUUUUGAUAAUGGGUACAUCUCCAAAGAGCUCUUGCAAAAAAUGCCAGUUAAUGAAAGGCCAGCUAAAAAUAAAAUCAAUCUUGAAAACUGUAAAGUAAUAAGUCAGGAAUGUUCCUCUUGUUUCCUAUCACUGAUUGUGGUAACUUUAUAUUUCAUUGCAAUAACCCUAAUAGUAGUUUUGGAUCAUGUUGUGUACUACAUAGUUCAGAUGAUUGUGCCAUGGUUGCUGGAUUUUCCACCUACAUCUGCUGUUAUAAGUGUCAAUUAUAAGGUUCAGUGGUUCCCCCCUGCGUUUUGUAUUAUCCCACAAUCCUGCAUCAAACGGGAGCUGGUAAACUUCCACAGGGAUUACAAGUGGAAUUUCAGCCCUGGGCCAUCUCUCUGUGAUGUGACAACUUCAGCUCCAAACCUGGGAGUCACACUCCUGCUGGGAUGUCUCUGGCUGAUGAGCUACUUUCUGGUUUUCCUCGAGGUUUACGCAAGGCGGUUACGCAGAAAAAUCUCUGCAUCCUUCUUCAGAAAGCAGGAGGAGAAGAGAAUAGCUUACUUGAUGAGGAAAAUGCAUGUGAAGCAAAAUAAAAAACACAGAAAAGGGCACAUUUCUGUUCAUGUGCAAGUUUGA